AUGAGGCUAAGUGUGAAAAGGAACUCUCACGCUAACAGGCUAAGUGCACUCUUCAAAGGCAGAAGAGCAUCUGCAACUGACAAACAAACAACGGAUGAUGACGCGAAAAGAACCGCGGAUACGUUCAGUAUGCAGAAAGAAUCUACUUGUUUCACAAGCGAAGAAUUGAGUCUUUUUCAUAAUUCAAACAAAGUAAAGGAGACAGAGUAUCUCACUGUUCUUAAUCGUAUUCUACAGGAACAAAUAAUCAACACGACAGAAGUUUACAACAUCGCUGGAAAGAUGAUAAGGGUUGAGGUGCUUGAAGACACCGAAUUAUAGUAUCGCAGUCUAGUACUCAGUGGAUAUAAAAACAUUGUCUUUUUCUGCCGAACUACAACUUAAGGAAAAUGGAAACAAUAAAGAUAUGUCGGCCAGACUUGAAAUCGGUCGAGUUUUUGCCCGUUUCUUUUAAAUUCAGACGAAAAGCGUGGAGGUUACGUAAUGCAUUUCAACAAAUGUGUAUUGUCCUCAAAAGGGAUUGAAAGGAAGCCAUGCAAGAAUUAAUUUCCCUCAUGCCUUCUGAAUGCGGACAGCCGAGACGGAGUAAUGAACCAACUCACUUUAGUACAUGCUGCUUCAGAAAUUUUCUAGGAAAAAGACCAUUUGUCAUAGCCCUCUUGUGACUGUUUACGACAGUUUGUGACCGUGUUACUUGCAUUUUGGUGUUGUUGCUUACAGGAGGUUCGACUGUAAUUUGAUUAGAAAUAGUUAUUCAAUAACAUGAAUGUUACAGUUACUUAAAGAGUAUGCUUUUUUUUUACUGUACUCAUGUUUUAGCCCAAAAAGUGCACUGAGCCUCGCAGUAUUGUAUUACAACGGCUUAUCAUGUGUAUUAUCAUGCCAUUUCUCGUAACUAUAGCACCCGUACCAAAAUCAGUCGAGUGAAGACACAAACCAAAGUACAGUAUGUACAGAAUGGUCUUAAAUAAAUUCAGGCAUCUAUCUACCCUGGGUACCAGGGGUUAGGGUUUUCUCGCGUGCAGAGGAAAUCUUUGGUGUUGGCCGAAGGCCAACACAUCUUCGGCCGUAGGCUGAAGCCACGUAGCAUCUAUCCCUCCGGAAUCCAAAAAGAAACUUUUUUUUAGGGUGGCGGGGGGUUCCAGAUUUUCCAUCUAUUUUGGCUAAGAUUGUAGGUUUGUUUGGUAGCACCAUGCUUCCUCGAACUUGACAACGAUAAGUAGAAUUCCAGCAGAGUUCUCUUCACACCACUUAUCGCCAUCGAGGAAAGCAGUUAUUUGGUGAUUCCUCCUCUAUUCGCGUUUACACUUGAUACAAGUAUCUACCUGGGACGCCUGGGGUUACGGUUAGACGUGUCAGUACCUUAGCCUGUGUGCAACAAACGUCUCGUUUUUUAUUUCUUUCACGUGAAGCAAAGGAAACAGAUGACACGUUUGCAUACAAACUACAGGCUGUCAUUUACAGACAAAAAAAAGGCAGUUGGCAUAACAAGGGAUCGAGGUUUUUAAAUUCGUUUCUCUUUUUCUUUUAAGUUAUUUUUCUCGAGAUUGGACGUUGAAACAGGCAGUGAGUUGAGCGCGCAAGCUCUCCUUUUGGGAAGUCGCGAGAAGUCACCCGAGAGCCGCACGCGAAAGGAGACGCGACUAGCGGCUCGCUUCCCUCGCCACUCGAAAUGGAGUGCUUGCACUUUACAUACUAGGGGGUGCACGUGAGCGGUGCUCAAUAUCACUCGUUGAGUCGAGCAUGACUCAUCACCAAUUCAGACCCCAAGCGUUGACCCUGAUUUAUUUCGUUUCGCAUACAGAAUUAAAUUUUUUACAACUAACAUGAUGGAAAAAAAGUUGUUGCAUUCACAGAUGUAGACAGCUCCUCGCCAACUUUAACAUUCAUGUGGUCGUCGUUUAAGACGGUUAAUAGUGAAAUAGACCUUUUCACGGUUUAUGACGCCAUCUUGGCUGGCGGACAAACUCGGAAAAAAUUACAGUGAAUGUACGGGAUUUUGGCCCACUUAAAAAACCGCUAUAACGCCCAUGCAAACAGGCGGAUUUCCAAAAUUUGCCACUACCUCAAAUAUUUUUAUUGAUAUCAUUCAUUCAACAGAAAAUAAGACUACUAAAGAAGGUACGACGUCUGUAAAUUCGAAUUAUAAAUCUUCUCAUGUGGCUUCUAAUUUCAUGGUAAUUUGCAUAAUGUUGAUUCGAAGGGUUUGUAUGAAAUUUUAGAAAUUCGUUUACGGUUGUUAUAACCUGAAUCUUUCCUUUAUACUUCAUGAAAAUAAUCUCAACACAAAUUUCUUUUAAAAUACAUUUUCGCUGCGGAAAUCCGACUCUUUGUAGUGGCGUUAUAGCGGUUCCAAGUGGACCAAAAUCCCAUACAUUCACUGUAAUUUUAGCCGUGUUUGCCCCCCAGCCAAGAUGGCGUCAUAAACCGUGAAAAGAUCUAUUGUAUACCCUGUAAAGCAGCACUUAUUCAUUUAGGCCAAAUAAGGGAGUAACCCCGCUCCCCAUCGAUCCGCGUUUUCGAGAGAUGCAAAGUAGGGAGCGGGACAAUUCUGAACGCCUGGAACGGACAGAUAACAAUUGAUUGAUUGAAGACCUCUUAUACUGAAUAACUGGAAAACAACUAAUUUCUUGAAGUAAUGUAUCUUGGUUUGGACUCCUGGUUUGGACUAUUUCUCCUAACCUUCAUACAGGCUAGUUGUUUGGUGCGUGAUUGCGUGAGGUCGGCUCUAAGCGUUGACAGGACCUAUGCAACUUACUUUUUAAAAUAGUGUGUGCCUAUUUUCCCCGCUCCGGGGGUACUCCCUAUAACGACUCCCCCCGAAAGAGGUACCUUUUUCAACCUUUCAAGGUACAGUAUAGGAAAGGGUAAAGAUUACACUAGUUGAAGUAUAUAAAAGGGUAGGGAAAUCUGUCAUUUCGGUCUGUAAAAUGACCCAAAAGAACUGACAGAAGCAUUUUAUGGCUGUGAAAAAGUCGAGAAAACUUCCUAGUUCUGGGAUUUACUCACUUUCUGACAGUGCACUGGCAGCAGUUGGAAGGGACACAAAGUUCUAUUCAGUAGGUAUGAAAAAGGGGUACUAUUAGACUUGCUACAAGUCGACCUCUUGGCGAGCGGAGCGAGCCUUGUUUGGCCGCGAAGCGGCCGACCGCGAGCGACGAAGUCCCACGCCAUAUGAAAUCCGACGAAGGACUUUUGGAAAGUCUAGGGUACCAUUUGUCAAGGAAGGUAUACGAAAGGGAUAGCUUUUCUGUCAAAAAUGGUAUUUGAAAGGGUAAGGGGUUGGACCUCGGGGCGGAGUUAGUAUUAAACUUUGUUGAGUACCCCCCCCUCCUCCCCCCUGCCCCUUGCUUGUUCCAAACGAGAAGUGGUGCGAAAUUGCGGGGAGAGAUUAACAAUGAAAAUGUUGACAGCAAGAAUUAACCUGUAUUUACUCCCACUAGGAGAAAAUCCCCACCAGCAUUUGUCAGUUUAUGAUUAAUGGCGCUAGGAUACAGUAAAUAUGGCACAAAAGUAGGCGACAGGUUAUGAUGAAAAGUUUGUUGAUUAAACCUAAAAUUGCAGUGUUUAUUUGUUGAAAAUAAACACAACCUAGACCUCCACUGAAUAUAGAUAUACUGAUAACAGAUUGCCAAGUCAAUCAGUCUAGAGAAUUCUUAAUUGUUUAGGCUUUAGCGUUAUCUGCAUUGCCAUUAAAGCCAGUUGAGUGCUCUGUUUAUAUAUAGCACCGGAAAAAUGCCAAACAGUAUCAAGUUAGCAGGAAGGAACAAAAACCGAUGAAAUGCCAUCAAAGAGGGAGAAAAACAGAAGGGCACAAAGAUUUGCUCAGACGAUAUCCGCUGAUUAAACGAUCAGCAUCCUGACUUUUCAUUGUUGACAUAAGGAUUCAUUUACUUGAAUAUUAAUGCGAGAAACAUUUAGUUAAACGUAGCAGUCAUCACACUAAAAUACACCGAGUCUUUAAAAGAUACUUCUUCAAAAGACGACGCUUUAUACAGAAAGGAAAAGCUUGGCUGGAUAUCAUUUCAAGAAUUGUUGUUGCCGAGCUUAAGUUCGAACUGAAAAUGUGGAAAUCAUCCGGACGCCGCACCGCAGCUUUCCCCUUUGCUAAACGUGAAGUUCACGAAAAUGAUCAAAGUUCCCGCACAGCUACGCAAGAAACAUCGUUUGUUCGGAGAAAUAAACCAAGUCCGUGUCACUUAUCUCCAGUGGAUGACAACAGAUUGAAAUGCAAGUUCGAAGCCAUUGAUGUUCUGUUGCAGAUUCUACUGCAUCAAGAUGAACUGACUCUUAAAGAGUACACCAUCAAUGAUAGAAGAAUAAAAGUCCUUGUUAUUGAAGACACCGAGUUCUAAUAGUAGCGCGAUUCGAUUCCAUCAGAUGCUAUGUGUUUCUAUUGAGCAAAAUAGCGGAAUUCACUGAAAAGUUUUACUUGGCGAGAUGUAGACUCGUUAGAUGCCGGAGUUCUAAAGGCCCUGAACAGUAGUUAUAUCUUAUGGCCGAGUUUACCUAUUUAGAGCAGAACUACCUACUGAAAAUCCACCCGUCACCAUGACUAAGCAGAGAUUAUAUACUUUUGCGUGUGCAUCCGGCUCUACCAACUGGUUUGAUGUUGCUGCACUAGGAUUUUCCGCAAAGUAUGUGCAGUUCUUGAGUCGACGUCGCAUAACACUACAUACUUUCUUCCAUUUCAAUUCGACGGUGCACACGUUAACUUCGCCGGUUCUCCUUCAUGGACUUCAUGGAUCAUGCUUACGUGUCUUUUUUUGUUUCAGCGAAGUGCAUGAAAAAAGUUAGAAUAAACAUAUACUGUAUGUUGCCACACGAUAGACUACCAUUUUAUCUAUUGGAAACUAAGAAAUUUAAUAAAGCGAACGGCCGGCCGUAGGCUCCUCUGACCUCACGCUUCGUUGAAGAUUAACUGCAACGAACUUAUUGUCUGCUCUAAACCUGUCUUGCAUUCUUUUCCUGAACACACGCAGUAUCUAUGAUUUUUUUUUCUUAAUUUGCUAAAGGAAUGGUGUUUCUUAGUGGUCCUAUAAAUAGCAGGCGAACUGUAAAUUUAGACAGCGUUUACAACCAAUUCCAUCUUUUAUAGUGAUGAUUUUUAUUUUUUUUUAAACUCAUAUGGCUCGAGUAAAAAAAAAAUGAUUAAAGAUACAAAGCAUAGUUUCUACUUACGGUCACUAUACUACAAUUCUUGUGUAAUCGUGGCUGUUAUAUUUCGAGCCACCUGGCAACUUUUUUAAAAAAAGCGAAGCAUCAUACACCAAAUAGGAAACGCUUCAUUGUUUGUAAUAAUAACAUUUAUUUAUACCGCGCAAGAGAUGGGACAAUCGACUGUGUUUGUUGUUGCUGUUGAUUUUUUUAGUAUCACUUGGCAAAAAAGAACUCGAUCACCCGCUGGCCGCUGUUCGGGAAAUGA
This is a messenger RNA of Porites lobata, 5425 nucleotides long. NCBI's taxonomy places the organism in Eukaryota, Metazoa, Cnidaria, Anthozoa, Scleractinia, Poritidae. The record is from the annotation of a GenBank genome assembly.